This is a messenger RNA of Striga asiatica, 360 nucleotides long. The record is from the annotation of a GenBank genome assembly. Lineage: Eukaryota; Viridiplantae; Streptophyta; Magnoliopsida; Lamiales; Orobanchaceae.
CACCAAAACAAGCCAUCAUCAAAAUCAAGAUCCAUUCAAAACCCCUCGAGCCAAGUCGCGCACGAGAUUCUCCAAGCUCUCGAACGAUUCCCCUCCUUCCCUCACCGCAUCCCGGGCCCUCUCUCCCAACUCCGCGGCCCGCGCCCUCCUCUCCCCCCACUCCUCCCCCGUGGCCUCCACCAGAAACCUCGCCACGUCAUCGGAGUCGGGCACCGUCUCGGCCCCUUCCCACGCCCUAACCGCCACUCCCAACUCCUCCACCAACAGCUUCGCGUUCAAGUACUGGUCGGCCCCCAUUGGCCACGUCAGCAUCGGCACCCCGGCCGCGAUGCUCUCGAGCGCCGAGUUCCACCCGCAGUG